Molecule: messenger RNA, 2206 nt
Organism: Sus scrofa (pig)
Lineage: Eukaryota; Metazoa; Chordata; Mammalia; Artiodactyla; Suidae
Gene: LRRC14B
Product: leucine rich repeat containing 14B
Cellular component (GO): cytoplasm
Source: RefSeq, a predicted model, not a curated record
ACCAGCAGCUGCAGCUAAAAAUAGGUGAGAAGGGGCCACAUCUUUGGGACAGCAGAGGGGAGAGCUCUGUCCCGUCUCUGGCUGCGCGGGUGGACACGAUGUGGUCGCUGCGCUUCAUUUCUGCGGAGGCCCUGGUGUCCCACCCCCGGGUGGCCCAGCAGAGCCUGGACGGCGUGGCCUGCAACAUCUACCCGCUGCUCUUCAAAGCCAGCUACUUGCUGGAGCAGGCAGAGGUGAUCCGCGUCCUGCUGGAGCACUGGCCACUGGAGGACUUCCGGCUGGGCGCUCUGCUGAGGCCAAACGCCGACCACCCCGGGGACCUGAGGGACCGGGCCUGCCGGGCCUGCCUAGAGGCCUGCGUGCGGGGCCUCGCGGAUCAUGUGCGCCGGGGCGGGGCCGGGCGGCGGCUGGAGGUGGCCGACCUCACGGGCAUCCGGGACGUGCAGGUGCAGCGCUGCCCCUGCGGGAAGGCGCUGGGCAGGUGGGGCCGCACCGAGCUGCUGGCCAGGACCUGCUGCGAGCUGCAGGGGGAGCCCCGCGCGGCCCGGCGCCCUGUCGAGGUCCUCGCGGACAUCUUUGUCACCGGGGGCAACUUCGAGGCGGUGCUGCGGGCCCUGGGGCCGCCGGGCUCUGCCCCACUGCGCGUGCGCUGCCUCUCCUUCCGCGCGGACAGCCUGCGGCCCGGGCAGCUGCUGCACGUGCUGCGCCUGGCGGGGCCCAGCGAGCUGCGGCGCCUGGAGGUGGUGCACAACGUGCGGCUGCACGCUGGCCACGUGCAGGAGCUGCUGGCCCAGGUGGGCUUCCCGCGGCUGGUUGCCCUCACCCUGCCCGCCAAGGCCUUCGACGCGCCCCCUGCCAGCUCCGCCACCUCCCACGGCGAGGCCGCGCUCCUCACCUCCAUCGCCCGGGAGCUCAGCCGAAUGACGCAGCUCACGGAACUGAGCGUGGCCUUCUCCACGCUGACCGGGAAGAUCGAGAAACUGCUCGGCCCCCUGAGGACCCCGCUGAGGGUGCUGGACCUGGCCAACUGCUCCCUGAACCACGCGGACAUGGCCUUCUUGGCGGACUGCCCCCACGCCGCCCACCUGGAGGUGCUGGACCUCAGUGGGCACUGCCUAGUGGACCUGUUCCCCUCCACCUUCUUCCGGCUGCUGGGCCGGGCCGCGCCGUCGCUGAGGGCCCUGACCCUGGAGGAGUGUGGCAUCGAGGACCGCCACGUGGGCGGCCUGAUCCUGGCCCUGAGUGCCUGCCGCCGGCUGCGGGAGCUGCGCUUCCUGGGAAACCCACUGUCGGCCCGCGCGCUCAGGCGCCUCUUCGCCUCUGCUCUCUGCGAGCUCCCCAUGCUGCAGUGCGUGGAGUUCCCGGUGCCCAAGGACUGCUACCCCGAGGGCAGCGCCUACCCCCAGGACGAGCUGGCCAUGUCCAAGUUCGACCAGCAGAAAUACGACGUGAUCGCGGAGGAGCUGCGCGCGGUGCUGCUGCGGGCCGGCCGCGCCGACGUCCGCGUCUCCACCCCCCUCUUCGGAAGCUUUGACCCGGACAUUCAGGAAACGAGCAAUGAACUUGGAGCUUUCUUGCUGCAGGCUUUCAGAACUGCUCUUGAAAACUUUUCCAAAGCACUGAAGCAAAUGGAAUAGGCCCUGGACGGUCCGAGGCGGGUCUGCCUCCGCGGCUCAUGCCCUGGGGCCCCAGGCUGAGCGUGGACCCCUCAGCGCCGUGGAAGCAUCUUGGCAAAAGCUGCACGCGGCAUCCUUCAGGCGCCGCCGGAGCAGAAACCCUGCCUCCAGGAGCUGUGACGCGGCCGCUCAGGGUCAAGGCCGCUGAGCGCCACCCUGGAGCAGGACGCCGGGGGUGGGGGGGUGGGCAGAAGCACCCAGCAGCAGCGGCAGCGGGCCUGGUCACCGUGCAAUGGGCUGCGUGUGGUGCAGGCUGCGGGCGCGGGGAGGUCCGGGGAGGACGUGAGCUUAGGUUGUUAAUGGCUCUGUUCUGGCCCGUGGUGCCAGGCUGAGCCCUAGGGCACAGGGCGGCCUCCAGCUUAAGGCAGGACUGCAGUGGCCCACCCGACGUGCAGUUAUCUAAGCCCUGGUGCUUGAGGAGGGCUUAAUUCUGAAGUUUAAGUCCAGGUCCGGUUUCAACAAAGAGCCAAUUUGUGCAAAGGGCUGAACAUUAGGGUAAUUAAACGCUAAUAAAACAGAAGUAUGGCUUA